AUGGGUCUGAUUUCUAACAGAGUGGAGAGACAUGAGAUCAAGCCUGGCGACCACAUCUACACUUACAGAGCUGUUUUCACUUAUUCUCAUCAUGGCAUUUUUGUUGGGGGAAGCAAGGUUGUACAUUUCAGACCUGAAAGAAACUUAAAGUCAAUCGCAGAGACAUCAUCAAACUUGGAUGAUCCAGCAUCAAACCCAUGUCCAACCUUUCCUGACUGUGGAUUCAGACAGCCAAACAGUGGCGUAGUUCUUUCUUGCUUGGACUGCUUCCUUCGAAAUGGCUCUCUUUACUGUUUUGAAUAUGAAGUUUCACCAUCUGUUUUCCUCACCAAGAUAAGGGGUGGCACAUGCACUACUGCAUCAUCUGACCCACCUGAGACUGUUAUCCAUCGAGCAAUGUAUCUUCUUCAAAACGGCUUUGGUAAUUAUGAUGUUUUUCAGAACAAUUGUGAGGACUUUGCCCUGUACUGCAAAACAGGUCUUUUGAUACAAGACAAACAAGGGGUUGGAAGAAGUGGUCAAGCUUCUUCUAUUAUUGGUGCCCCAUUGGCUGCAAUGAUUUCUUCUCCCCUCAAGUUGUUAAUGCCAAGUCCUGUUGGUGUUGCUACUGUAACAGCAGGAAUGUACUGCAUGAGCAGAUAUGCAACUGACAUUGGUGUCAGAAGUGAUGUGAUUAAAGUUCCAGUCGAAGAUUUGGCUGUGAAUCUUGGAUGGAAUUGUCCCGAGGAGGAGGCUGCUGAACAUGAAACUUCAGACAGACAGAUUACUGCCAGAUGA
This is a messenger RNA of Sphenostylis stenocarpa, 777 nucleotides long. Lineage: Eukaryota; Viridiplantae; Streptophyta; Magnoliopsida; Fabales; Fabaceae. The record is from the annotation of a GenBank genome assembly.